AUUUAUUGCGCCACGCUCAGCUCAGCCACGAUGGUUGAUCGUAGCGAGGUAGAAAUGUCGCGUGUGCCAAUUCUAGUGAUUCUGGGUGCCACGGGUUCCGGAAAAUCUCGACUGGGUAUCGAACUGGCUCGUCGCUUCUCUGGGGAAAUCAUCUCGGCCGACAGCAUGCAGACUGCCGAUUCACACGGAACUUCAAACGAUGCGGCCUCGCUCGGGGAAUCGGGAUCAGUACCGGGAUUGUUCCUUCUCUCAUCGAGCCAGAAUCCCUUGGGGACAUAUCUCGCACGAUUAGACGUCGCGCGAAAAUGUCUUUAAUCUUUGCACGAAGCCUGCGCCAGAUGUGUACAAAAGUCUGGAUAUUGUUACUGCGAAAGUAACCAUGGCGGAAAGACAGGCGGCACCACAUCACAUGCUGGACGUCGUGGAUCCGCUGACCAACUUCUCCGUAAUGGACUUCAGGGAUAUGGCCUUGCCGAUUAUAGACAACCUGCUGACCAGGAGGAAACUGCCCGUUGUCGUCGGCGGUACAAACUAUUACAUAGAAUCGCUGUUAUGGGAGAUCCUUAUUGCCGAUCCGAAAAAACCGUCAGUGCAAACCGACUCAAGCGCGACCGAUCCGAGCGCAUCUAUCGAGAACAGAUCGGACGACCGAUAUAACGUACGGCAGAAUAGUGAUGAUGAUGAUAAUGAAACGUCACCGUCGAAGAAGUUGAAAUUCGACGCGAGAUUAUGUGACGCAAGCAACGAGGAACUACAUCGAAGACUGAUGGAGAUCGAUCCGGAGAUGGCGCGUCAAUUGCAUCCUAACAACAGGCGGAAAGUUAUAAGAUCUCUGGAAGUCUUCCAUCAACACGGAAAAACACAUUCCGAGCUUCUGAAAGCCCAACGCACCGCCGGUGGCUGCGGAUUAGGAGGACCCCUUAGAUAUCCAAAUUCUAUUAUUCUCUGGCUGCGCUGCAAUAAGAAAGUCUUAGACAACAGACUGAACGACAGGGUCGACGAUAUGCUGAAGGCCGGUUUGCUGCAGGAACUACUCGACUUUCAUCGCAGAUACAACGAGCAACGGAUUAAGUCCAACACGUUACCUGAUUACACGAAAGGCAUCUUUCAGACUAUCGGCUUCAAGGAGUUUCAUCCUUAUCUCAUAUUGUCCGAAGAGGAGCGCGCGAGCGAGAAGGGAAAAAAAUUACAGCAGCAAGGGGUCGAUGAUUUAAAACUCGUCACUAGAAGAUAUUCCAGGAAGCAAAAUAAAUGGGUGAUGAACAGACUAAUUCGACGUGGUGAUCGACAGGUUCCUCCUAUUUAUUCUUUAGACUGCACUGACGUGACGAAAUGGGACAGCUGCAUCCUAGAACCCGCAACAGCGAUCAUUUCCGCAAUAAUGCGCGGUGAAAAACCUGAACAACGACCAUUGAACGAAAAUUUCAAGAACCAGAAAACUACUGACAGCAGUACGAAUACAUAUCACUAUUGCGAGAUCUGCGAAAAAAUAUUUGUCGAAGAGAAUCAAUGGCAAGCACAUUUGAAUGGUAUGAAGCACAUGAAAGUCUUAAAAAAGAAGAUAAAAACGGAGAAGUCACACACCCAAAAAAAUCAUUCGACGUGACAUCUACCAGUAUCGCUAUAAAUGUGCGAAUGUUCAUUCUUGCAUUUAUAUCUAAUCGAUCAAAUGAUCAAAACUGUGAUUAUACUCGCAUAACAAUACAUUUUACAAACGAUAAUCAAUGUAAAUAUAUUACCUGCACAGAAAAUAUACUUAUAUUCUUAA
Camponotus floridanus (Florida carpenter ant) is the source of this 1768-nucleotide messenger RNA. Its product is annotated as tRNA dimethylallyltransferase. Gene Ontology annotation, cellular component: mitochondrion. Gene Ontology annotation, biological process: tRNA modification. NCBI's taxonomy places the organism in Eukaryota, Metazoa, Arthropoda, Insecta, Hymenoptera, Formicidae. The coding region runs from base 380 to 1606 and encodes 408 amino acids. The record is from RefSeq and is a predicted model, not a curated record. The transcript has 10 exons. Gene Ontology annotation, molecular function: tRNA dimethylallyltransferase activity; nucleic acid binding; zinc ion binding.